AUGUCAUCUGACCAGCCGUCUUUACCUUCAGGUGACUCCGUGUGCCCGGGAUGUCAGGCCGAGGAGUCACUUCUUCUGCCCUGUGGCCACAAUUUAUGCCAGUCUUGCCUACAGCUCUGCCAGCUUGAGUUAGGCCAGGAUCAGCAAAGAUGCAUUCAGUGUUAUGGACGAGACCUGCUGGACAGUGUUUUAAAAGGCCUGCUAGACUCUUUGUUCAAAGGCCAGCCUCGGAGGGUCGGCUCAGGGUCUGAUCUAGGUCUAGAGGACAGCAAGGAGGGCAAGGACAGGGCUGCGGACGGCAAGGUGUGUGCCAAGCAUGACGAGAGACUAACUCUGUUCUGUGAGGAGGAUGAAGAGCUGAUCUGCAGUCAGUGCCAGGACGAAGAGCACAAGGAUCACAAGUGUAACAGCACAGAGGAGGCAGCUCAGGAGUGCAAGGAGGAGCUGAGGUCUGCCCUGAAGCCUUUACAGGAGAAGUUGGAGACCCUAAACACAGCAAAGCAGAACUGUCAGGAGACAGCUGAGCACAUCCGGAGGCAGGCCCAGCAUACAGUACGACUGAUAAAGGCCGACUUUGAGAAGCUGCAGCAGUUCCUGCGGGAUGAGGAGACCUCCAUGCUGAGCGCUCUGAAAGAGGAAGAGGAACAGAAGAGUCGGAAAAUGAAGGAAAAGAUGGACAGAUUAGGAGAUGAAAUUAUGUAUCUAACAGAAAUAAUUAACUCAACAGAAGAGGCCAUGGGCUCUGACGAUAUUGCAUUUCUAAAGAACUAUAAGAAGACAUCUGAACGAGUGGACUGCAGGCUGCAGGAUAAAGAGGAGACAUCUGGAGCUCUGAUUGAUGUGGCCAAACACCUGGGCUGCCUCAAGUUCAGAGUCUGGGAAAAAAUGCAAAAUCUUGUAACAUACACUCCAGUUAUCCUUGACCCCAACACAGCAGACGUGUGCCUCUCCCUGUCUGAUGACCUCACCACUAUCCGCUUCACGGAUGAAGAACAGCAGCUCCCGGAUAACCCAGAGCGCUUCUGCUACUACGAAUGUGUGCUGGGCUCGGAGGGCCUGGGCUCGGGCCGCCACAGCUGGGACGUGGAGGUGGGGGACAGCAGUGAGUGGGCUCUGGGGGUGGUGAAGGAGAAUGUGAUAAGAAAGGAGUGGUUCCCCCUCAGCCCAGAGCGAGGCAUGUGGACCAUAUGCCUGUACGGAGGAGAGUAUCGUCCAAAAAAUGCCACCAGCGCCCCCCUCGUUCUCAAGAAGAAGCCACAGAAGGUGCGAGUGCAGCUGGACUGGGACGGGGGAAGGGUCAUGUUCUCAGACGCCAGCGACAACACAAUGAUUUACAAGUUUAAAGACAAGUUCACCGAGAAGCUGUUUCCAUAUUUCUCCAACUCAUGCAAGAGGCAUUUUUUACGCAUUCUCGCUGAGAAAAUAUCUGUUUACACAGAGUAGCCCAGCACUGAGUGUGCAGUGUCAGAAAUAAAGGUUUCUAAAUCGUU
Molecule: messenger RNA, 1490 nt
Organism: Pygocentrus nattereri (red-bellied piranha)
Lineage: Eukaryota; Metazoa; Chordata; Actinopteri; Characiformes; Serrasalmidae
Product: zinc-binding protein A33
Exons: 6
Coding region: 1-1443 (480 amino acids)
Molecular function (GO): protein binding; zinc ion binding
Source: RefSeq, a predicted model, not a curated record